GCGGGGCGCAGCUCGCACGAGAGGCGCGCGGGCGCAGGCGAGUCCAGCCGGGCAGAGUGGAAUCGAGCAAGGAAUUGCUGCCUCGGGGACGGCAUGGACCGGGCAGGGAAGAGGGGGCUGCUGGUGGCGCAGCUGACGCUCGCCUGGGUCUCCUAUCAAGUACAAUCCACCUUCCAAGUCACCACUCCUAACUCACUUUACAUCUGUCCUGAAGGUCAGAAUAUUACCUUGACUUGCAAGAUCAGUGGGCCUUUUGUUGACCGGCAUGAUUUCUUUAUCAAAUAUUGGUACUUCAGCAGCCAGAAUGAUCACAGCUGCUCUGAGAAAAAACAUAUCCGCAAUGUCACAGAGAGGGAGCUGCAUUAUGAAGCAGGAAAACAUCAUGGACAAUCCAAUAAUAACACUGCUGAUAAAUCCAUCCAUGGGCAACCAGCACACCACCAUGGACUGGAAUUUUCCUCGGAUCACCAUGGGACAUUCAGUAUCACUAUAGCAAACCUUUCAUUGCAGGACAGUGGGGGCUACUGCUGUUAUGUCAUAGAGGCUAAGAAGGAGCACAACAAGGCCAUUGUCCAGCUACAUCGUCAUGGCUUCAUGGAACUUCAUAUACAAAAAGCAAAUGGCACACUUCCCAACUGUACGUUUCAUUCUACUGUCAGAAGGGAAAAUGAAAACAUCACAGCAGCUGCACUGGCAACAGGGGCCUGCAUUGUGGGCAUUUUGUGCCUGCCCUUGCUUCUGAUCCUUAUUUACAAGCAGAGACAAGCAGUCACUAACAGGCGUGCUCAUGAGCUUGUCCGACUGGAAAGGAAUGCCCAAGGCAUUGAGAACCCCGUCUUUGAUGAUGUGCCUCCUGCUAAUUUGGAAUCCAAGCCCAGGCCGCAGUUAACAUAUAUGGCCAGUCGACAACAGUCAGAGUCAGGUCGGCAUCUCCUUUCAGAACCAAACACUCCACUCUCACCUCCAAGUGCCGGAGAAUGUUUCUUCCCAUCACUGGAGCCCGUUCCUGAUUCACCAGACUUAAUGGAUGUUGAAUAAUGUUUCCUAGGAAGAAUGUCUCCAUGAAUUUAUGGACAAGGUUUCGCUUGCUGCUUGGAGGGGGGGGGGGGGGAAGCUUUUGUAACAAUCUCUGUAAAAGAGAGAAAUACCAGCAGAGUGUGGUGCUUGUCUGACAGUUCAGACUCACUGCUGUGUUCCUUGUUCAUUCUUAGAAAGUUUCAGAGCAGAAAUUCAGUACAGGAAGAUAGUGAAAUACUGGACCCUUCUAGAAUUCUGCAGCAACACAUUUCUCGGGUACUGUACAUUUCACUACACCAGGAUUGUCUUCAGGAUGGGUGAAGAUUCUUGAUUGUAUGGAGAGCAACCCAACUACCAAAAGCCAUAAAAAUGGCGCAGGUACCUAAGAAUUUCCACCCUGAAUUCCUAAUGCCAUCUUACUUCAAAAGACAAACAUGGAUAAAAAUACUUUAAAAAGUUUCUUUCAGAAGAAAUACUUGUGAAUGUGCUACAUCUUCCUUUAUAUAGAUUAUGCUGUAUAUGUUAUUUUAAAGUCUGAAACAUUUGAUGCUUUGGCAGAGCAACUGUGUAUUUUGCUUGUGGUUUCAUGUUGAAAGAUCAGACAUGAAAACGUCCCAGUACCAGGUUACAAUCCUAACUAACCUUUUUUGUUUGACUGAGAAUAUACUAAUGAUUUUAGGAAGACUGAAUCUGGACUUCAAGCUCUGUGAGUCAGUCUUUUAAUUUUCUUCUGACUGCUUUGCCAAAUAAUGCUUACACAACUAAAACUGUGAGCAGGUUGGUGUACCAGUGAAGUAUGCCUGCAUAUCAAAAUUUAGAUCUAAUGUCAAAUUCAUUUAUUCUAAACAGUGGAGCUGUUUGCAGAGUGAUUCACACUUCAUCCAAAUACCGACCUAAUUGUGAAUUUUGGAUCAGACUCACAAUCUGACCAUUAAUAUUUUAAUAUAGAUCUGGAUCUAGUGUUCCAAUCUAAUCUGUUCUCUGUCAGAAAUGUGGUGCUUGUCUCUUAAUGACAAGGUAUGCAGAGAAACAGUUUAGCUUAAAUAAUGUUUUAACCACUUCCAAUUGGCCAUGCUGGUAGGGGCUGAUGGGAAUUGUAGUUCCUGAACAUCUGGAGAGCCGCAGGUUCCCUACCCCUGUUUUAGUCCAUUCAGCACAUUGAUAGCACACAGUGCAAACUCUGAUGUAAGGUAAAGUUAUGUGUGGCUUUUUUUUUGGUAACACUACAUUCACCCAGAGAUUAUAUCAGGCACUUCCAGAGUUGGCUGAGGCAAAUCAGCAAAUGCACUUCAGCAUGACAUUUCCAAGACUAACUUCACAUAACACAGAAAUGCACACAAAGAAUGUGUAUUUGGCAGGGUGUUUUUAAUGUCCAACAGCAGAUUAUGCUUAUUUUUAAAUAUGCUACAUAGUCUUACUAUGAAGUGUUACAGAUCCUCUCUGCUCCACCUUCCCAUCUAAUCAAGAAACUAUUUAAAUGAGCAUGAUUAAAGUUAAACUGGCUGAAUUUAAAAGGCAUUUACUGCUUGCAACAGGGAAGGUAUCAUAGGGAGUUUAUGCCAGAGCUGCCAACUGACCCCUGCAUCCCACUUCUUUGCCUAUUCUUGUGCUAGCUCUGCAAUAAGAUGUCAGCCUGUCUCUCAAGCUUCAGCCUGAAGCACAUGACAGUUGCACAAGAAUGGAGAACAUGAGCACGAGCAGCUAGUCCUCCUGUGCCCUCCUAUGGUGGGCUGGCCCAAGACUAUUAAGAACACAUCUCAAGAAGGGCAGAUCUAACCUAUAUUUAGCUUUUCUUGACCUUAAGGCAGCCUUUGAUUUGGUCUGUAGAGAGUUGAUCUGGCAAAAAUUGGAAACCCUUGGCCUAGAGCCCUGUUUGUUGUUGCUAAUCAGAAUUCUCUAUAGCAAUACUACAUGCCAAAUUUUGUAUGCAGAUGAUGCACUCCUACUAUCUAGAUCUAGGACAGGCCUAAACCAUCUACUAGCCAAAUGUAGUGAGUAUUGCACCUCCAACAUGUUGGAAAUCAAUCCCCAAAAGAGAAAGGUGGUUGUAUUUUCUAACACCUUUAAUAUUCUCCAUUGGAGGUUGGAUGGCAAAUCAGUAGAGAUGGUCAAAGUCUAUAAAUAUCUAGGUGUUGCCUUUGCCCACAAAGCUUUUUUGGGGAAACAUAGAUAGCUUGCAGCCAAGGCAAUGUCAGCUGUUGUUCUAAACUUCUUUGCUACUAAAGGGGGCAAAUUUAUCCCAGUGGUAUUAAAGUUAUUUAAUGUGAAAAUAAUACAGCAACUGCUAUAUUAUUGAUCCCUUUGUGGAUCAGUGAUUGUGCUCCUUCUCUAGAAAAAAUCCAAUCAAGCUUUUCUUAUCAAAUUUUGGAGACCCAAGUUGCAUGACAUACGCAACUUUAUGUCUAGAAGCUGGCCAGCAUCUACAAGAGCCUUACAAGAGCCUGGCUCCUCACUUUCAAAUUCCUGACCAGACUCUGUUUUUCCACUGAUGCAAAUAGUUAUCUGUAUUUGGCCCUUCCCAAGAUCCAAUGUCUCCCAAGGUCUGACUGGUGGAGAACAAUCUGAUCACCCUAGGUCUUUCCUGGGAUGCCUUGCUCACGUUAGCCCCCAGCAAAAUAUUGCAAACUAUAAAAUCCCAUCUCUUUAGUCAUGAACUCCAACUCUUGGUUCAAAGAGCCGGGGUUUCAUGCUCACCUAUAUACUUUGGUAUUAUCCCUACAAAAGUGCAAAUGGCCUGCUAUUUAAAGGUUCUACUCAAUUCCAAACAAAGGUAGGCUCUCACUAGA
Molecule: messenger RNA, 3803 nt
Organism: Sphaerodactylus townsendi
Lineage: Eukaryota; Metazoa; Chordata; Lepidosauria; Squamata; Sphaerodactylidae
Gene: VSIR
Product: V-set immunoregulatory receptor
Exons: 7
Coding region: 94-1038 (314 amino acids)
Biological process (GO): regulation of immune response; positive regulation of regulatory T cell differentiation; negative regulation of CD4-positive, alpha-beta T cell proliferation
Cellular component (GO): plasma membrane
Source: RefSeq, a predicted model, not a curated record